Molecule: messenger RNA, 672 nt
Organism: Annulohypoxylon maeteangense
Lineage: Eukaryota; Fungi; Ascomycota; Sordariomycetes; Xylariales; Hypoxylaceae
Product: RraA-like protein
Exons: 4
Coding region: 1-672 (223 amino acids)
Source: RefSeq, a predicted model, not a curated record
AUGUCCGGAUCUCAAGAUGCUAUUGUCAGGGAGUUGCAGAAAUAUACAACGUGCGAUGUAUCUGAUGCUCUAUGCAAACUAAAGUAUCGCAAUGGGGGUUUUCUGUCCGGCCUGACCAUGUGGUCUCCUCAGCGCCAGGACGGUCCUACUAAAAUUGUUGGACCCGCUUACACCGUCAAAUAUGUUCCUUUAGACGAUCCAGCACCCAAGCACCCAAACCACUACAUCGACACGGUGCCUAAGGAUGCUGUAAUUUUUGUCUCGUGUCCUCGUAGAACUCCGAACGCUGUGUAUGGUGGGCUCAUGUCGACCCGUGCGCUAGCUAGCGGUGCCGUCGGGUCCGUCAUCGAUGGCCGCUUUCGCGAUUUGCAGGAACAACGCGAGUUAAAGUACCCGAUCUUCGCUCGAGACGUCGGGACAGCACCCCCAGCAGAGCUGUUGAAAGUGGCAGCCGUCAACGUACCUGUCAAACUACAGACGGACGAGCAGAAUAUGGAGAUCCGACCGGGCGAUUACCUGAUUGCCGAUCUAAACGGCGUCGUCGUAUUGCCCGCCGAACUGGCAGGAAAAGCCCUACCGUUGAUGCAGAAGCAGGUCGAAGCCGACGAGAAGAUGGCCGUCGAGAUCAAGAAUGGCAUGACUUUCACCGACGCUAGCAAGAAGUUCAGGUAA